AUGGCGAAGGUCGACCAGAAGGCAGUCCUCAUCGUCAUCGACGGCUGGGGCGUUGGCUCCGAGCAGUCGCGCAAAGAUGGCAAUGCCAUCCUCGCCGCGGACACACCGACCAUGGACGAGUUCGCAAAGAAUGGCUCCAAGACAGCCCAAGGAUACACCGAGCUAGAAGCGUCUUCUCUCGCUGUCGGCCUUCCCGAAGGCUUGAUGGGCAACAGCGAGGUCGGCCACUUGAACAUCGGCGCUGGCCGCGUCGUGUGGCAGGACUCGGUCCGCAUCGAGCAGACGAUCAAGAACAACAAGUUAAAGGACGUCGAAACCAUCAAGAAGUCCUUCCAGCGCGCAAUCGACGGAAAUGGAAGGCUUCACUUUUGCGGCCUCGUCUCCGACGGUGGUGUUCACUCGCACAUGGAUCAUCUAAUUGCGCUCCUCAAGGUUGCAAAGGCUCAAGGUGUUCCAAAGGCCUACAUCCACUUCUUCGGUGACGGUCGCGACACUGAUCCCAAGUCCGCCGUCGGCUACAUGGAAACCGUGUUGAAGGCUACCAAGGAGAUUGGACUAGGAGAUAUCGCUACAGUGGUCGGCCGCUACUACAUCAUGGACCGCGAUAAGAGGUGGGACAGGGUCGAGAUCGGUAUGAAGGGACUGGUGACCGGAGAGGGAGAAGAUAGCAGCGAUCCCGUAGCAACCAUCAAGGAGAGAUACGCAAAGAACGAAAACGAUGAGUUCUUGAAGCCUAUCAUUGUGGGUGGAAAGGAGCGAAGGAUACAAGACAACGACACUGUUUUCUUCUUCAACUACCGCUCCGACCGUGUUCGCGAGAUCACCCAGCUGUUGGGCGACGUCGACCGCUCACCCAAUCCCGAUUUCCCAUACCCCAAGAACAUCGACCUCACUACCAUGACAUCAUACAACCCCAAAUACACCUUCAAUGUUGCAUUUGAGCCCCAACGCAUGACCGAUGUCCUUGCGGAAACACUGGGAAAACAAGGUGUUAAGCAGUGCCACGUCGCAGAGACGGAAAAGUAUGCUCACGUCACCUUCUUCUUCAACGGUGGUGUCGAGAAGCAGUUUGAGAACGAAGAGCGUGAGAUGGUCCCAUCACCCAGGGUGGCCACGUACGAUCUACAGCCAACAAUGAGCGCCAUGGCCGUCGCAGAUAAAUUGUGUGAGAGGAUCCAGACUGGCAAAUUCGAGUUCUUGAUGAACAACUUUGCGCCACCAGACAUGGUUGGUCACACUGGUGUCUACAAGGCUGCCAUUGAAGCCUGCGCAGAGACCGACAGGGCUAUCAAGAAAGUAUACGAGCAGUGCAAGCAGAGCGGAUACGUUCUCUUUGUCACUUCUGAUCACGGGAACGCCGAAGAGAUGCUCACAGAGGAGGGCACGCCCAAGACCUCGCACACUACUAAUAAAGUCCCCUUCGUCAUGGCCAAUGCACCUAAGUCCUGGAGCCUAAAGAAGACCAGCGGUGUUCUUGGAGACGUCGCACCCACCGUGCUUGCUACCAUGGGACUCUCACAGCCCGGGGACAUGGACGGCCACAGCUUGCUCGUCAAAUCAUGA
Molecule: messenger RNA, 1563 nt
Organism: Cucurbitaria berberidis CBS 394.84
Lineage: Eukaryota; Fungi; Ascomycota; Dothideomycetes; Pleosporales; Cucurbitariaceae
Exons: 3
Coding region: 1-1563 (520 amino acids)
Biological process (GO): glucose catabolic process
Cellular component (GO): cytoplasm
Molecular function (GO): manganese ion binding
Source: RefSeq, a predicted model, not a curated record